GAGAGAGAGAGAAUCUUAGAUUCCACACUCAGCGUGAAGCCCAACACGGGGUUCGAUCCCACAGCCCUGGGAUCAUGACCUGAGCUGAAAUCAAGAGUUGGUGCCUCAACCGACUGAGCCACCCAGGUGCCCUGGAUAGACUACAUCUAUCUAUCCAUCCACACAUUGAUAACCACUUGAGCUGUUUCCACCUUUUGGCUAGUGUGAGUAACGCUGCCGUGAACACGCACAUAUACUUUCAGUUCUUUGGGGGCACAUACCUACGAGUGGGAUUGUGGAAUCAUUUGGUAAUGCUGUUUAACUCCACACAUAACUUUCCAUUGCACCUGUCAGGAGUUGGGGAUUAGCAGAGGGUUACUGGAGAGAAAGUUCAGUGAGCUCAGAGUCCCAUCCACACAGAGGGGGCUGGGGUGGCUGCCUGGCCUCUAGCCGAGAGAGAAGGUAUUAAGGAGCCAUCAAGAAGCUUGUUAUAUGCUCUCUGGGGAUUGGGAAGGAGGUCGCUGCUGGCUUCGUAACAACAUAGCCAAGAGAGCUGGCUGUGCACAUUAGGCCUCCUCUCUAGAAUUUGCGGGCACAAAGCAUGGUGUGGGUGUCCACCGGAGCAGAGAUGGGCCUCUCGUUCAAGAGGAGUGAGGUGUCCUUAGGUCCUGCACACCAGGCUGCCCAGAGAAGGGCAGGAACAACAGCAGAAGGAAGCUGGGCUUCACUCCUGCGCACAGAAGAGCUGCAGAUGAGUUACGGGCAGCCAGCUGGAGCAGGGGUACAUCCUCUUGAGUCAAAGGAAGAUCCCAGGGAUGAGACGCCCAGAGUCUGGUACGCGGGAACAGCUCAGUACCCGGAAGAGAUUUGUUCUCUCUCUACAACUAGACAGUUCACUUGCCAGUCACAACCCGGGAGCCUGAGCUUAGCAAGCAAGCACACUGGGCUUCUUCUCUCCACGCCACGGGCGAGCAAGGGGCUUAUUGGAACAAAGGGCCGGGGGCUCUGUGCCCUUCCUACAGGGCUUGCAGGGGUGACUUUUCUUCCCUGUCACCUCCUUUCUCUCUCCAGCAGAGGCUACCAGGACUGCCCUUCUUUAGACCAGAAUAGGAAACUGGGGCCGAAAGUCAGUAAGCGAACUUGUCACAGUGGUCUCUCCAAAGCCAGGAAGCAAUGCUCCUCGUUUCUGUGCAAGUGCUCGGAACACUAAAGGGAUCUUUUUUUGCUUAAAGAAAUCUAUAAGAGGAAAUCCACCAAAUGUGACCCGUGCGUACCGAUCACACGCGAAGGCAGGGAACAGCCUGUAUCGUGACACGUGAGCCUGCCUCAGAGUCACCGGAAGGACGUUCUAAACCACCCUCCUGGGCCUCGCCCCCAGAGUUUCUGAGUCAGCAGGUCUGGACGGAGCAGAUAAUUCUCAUUUCUGACCUGUGCCCAGCGAAGCAAUUGCUGCUGGUCUGCAGAACCACGGAGCUAGGUGAUCGGCUGGGGUACCACUGGUGACCCCAAUCGCUACAAAGUCAAUCACUCUGUUAUUUCUAAAGUGUCUCUAUAACCCUCGGAAAAUAACUCUUUGCCCACCCUCCUCGUCCGCUGGAUAAAUACCACAGAGACUGUGUUUGGGAGCUUCUUACCCAGACUACUCUGGGCCCUUGCCCUGAAGUGUUGCUCACUGAAAUCAUCGAGUUCACCGUCAUCUGUGUAUGGCUUCCAGUUCAUCUCAACAAGAAUCCUGAAAUUACAGAACCCUCCAGCAAGAAGUGACCCAUGUGCCUGGGCUUCCACGGGGGAUGAAGGGCACACAGGUGGGCCCUAGAAGAAGUCCAAGGCUUUGUCUCCACCUAAAUCUACCCCAGAAGGAAUACAGUUGGCCUGCAUGUUGGCAGGAGGAUCAAUGACCCUUCUGGUUGACUCUCUUUUUUAGAGAGCCCCAGACCUGGGGGUGGGAUUUUCCCAUCCCCAAAGCUGGUGUGAUAAAAUGUGCAUGGGCUGUCUCCCCCGCAGGGUGGGUCCCGAUCCCUGCUCCCUCUCUUUAGAAAGUCAAGCAGAAGAAGCAUAGGACCCAAAGGAGAAGGGACAUGAAGAAGAGAGGGAAGCCUCUGUCCCUUGAGUAAUUUUGUUUGAGCCUCCAGCUUGCAAUCCACGUGGUCCUAAGGUAAUGGGUCUGGAUGCUGAAAACGUUAGAAUGUCUGAGGGGAGCUACGAAAAAUUGCCCCUGCUCAAACCCAGGUGGCCUAGACAGGCAUCUGUAAACAAACAAACAAAAAAAAGAGGGUGGUGAGAAUUUAACAAAGAGAAAUGAAAGCAAAUGCCACCAAAGGACACGUCCAAAGAGCAAUACUAGCUUUAUUCAUGAUGGCAAAAAAUGAAAAUAGGACAUUGGGAAACUGUGGCCGGUUACUGGGAAGAGGCUGAAGGGAACUCUCUAGAAUGUUGGCAAUUUUUAUCUUGAUCUAUGCUGUGUGUGUGUGGCUGUAUCUAUGAAAAUAAGUGUAUAUAUAUAUAUAUAUAUAUAUAUAUAUACAUACACACACACACACACACACACACAUAAAUAAGUCUUUAAGAUAUACACUGAAGAGGGGUGCCUGAGUGGCUCAGUUGGUUAAGCAUCCAACUUUUAAUCUCAGCUCAAGUCUUGAUCUCAGGGUCAUGAGUUCAGGCCCCGCACUGGGUUCCGUACUGCACAUGAAGCCUACUUAAAAAAAUACACACACACACA
Acinonyx jubatus (cheetah) is the source of this 2701-nucleotide messenger RNA. RefSeq lists its product as uncharacterized. The coding region runs from base 581 to 1189 and encodes 202 amino acids. Lineage: Eukaryota; Metazoa; Chordata; Mammalia; Carnivora; Felidae. The record is from RefSeq and is a predicted model, not a curated record. The transcript has 2 exons.